UAAAUCAGCGCAUGCGCAGAGCGUGUUCUCUCCUGCUCUCUCUCUCGGCGGCUCAGCGGUGAAUAAUGUCCACCAGCGACUUCUACCUGCGCUAUUAUGUUGGACACAAGGGGAAGUUUGGACACGAGUUUCUGGAAUUUGAAUUCAGACCUGACGGUAAAUUAAGGUACGCCAACAACAGCAACUACAAGAAUGACGUCAUGAUCCGGAAAGAGGCAUAUGUACAUAAAAGUGUGAUGGAAGAGCUGAAGCGGAUCAUCGACGACAGUGAAAUCACCAAGGAAGAUGAUGCGCUGUGGCCCCCUCCUGACAGAGUGGGAAGACAGGAGUUGGAGAUCGUCAUUGGGGACGAGCACAUUUCAUUCACAACUUCCAAAAUUGGCUCCUUGAUUGAUGUCAACCAGUCAAAGGACCCUGAAGGUCUGCGUGUGUUCUACUACCUGGUACAAGAUCUGAAAUGUCUCGUCUUCAGCCUGAUCGGGCUACACUUCAAGAUCAAGCCCAUCUAAAAUCUGCCAUUUCCUUUUUAUGAUUACUUAAGAGCGAUGUUUUUGUUGUAGUACCACUUUGUACAAUGUAUAUUUUGUUUUGAAAUUUUGUACUCUAAAUAAAGGGUGAUGAAAAA
This is a messenger RNA of Cololabis saira (Pacific saury), 625 nucleotides long. RefSeq names its product mago homolog, exon junction complex subunit (gene magoh). Bases 66 to 509 code for a protein of 147 amino acids. The record is from RefSeq and is a predicted model, not a curated record. The transcript is spliced from 5 exons. Lineage: Eukaryota; Metazoa; Chordata; Actinopteri; Beloniformes; Belonidae. Gene Ontology annotation, biological process: RNA splicing. Gene Ontology annotation, cellular component: exon-exon junction complex; nucleus; catalytic step 2 spliceosome.